This is a messenger RNA of Drosophila virilis, 3483 nucleotides long. It is a transcript of the gene Tm1, whose product is annotated as tropomyosin 1. Gene Ontology annotation, cellular component: actin filament. Gene Ontology annotation, molecular function: actin filament binding. The record is from RefSeq and is a predicted model, not a curated record. Lineage: Eukaryota; Metazoa; Arthropoda; Insecta; Diptera; Drosophilidae. Gene Ontology annotation, biological process: actin filament organization; muscle contraction.
CAACAUAUAAUUAAUAUGUACGAAAAAACAUUAACAAUAGGAACUACAAAAGUUAAUAAUGCAUAUGAGUGGCAAAAAGUGAGUUACGGCAAAAAUCAAGCAGCGGCGGCGGCAUUAACAAAAGCUAAAACCAAACAAAAGCAACAAAAGCCCCAGCAUAGCAAUAAAAAAACCUUAGCAAACAGUGCGAAAAAUGCAACAGAAACACAAGUAAAACAUUUGAAGCCGGCAAAAACAACAGCAACAGCAACAACAACAACAAUAUUGACGACUUCUUUUAAGCCGGCAACGCAAACGCCGCUAGUCAAAAAAUACGUUGGCAACGCGGCACGUCGUCAAACGCUUGCGCACCAAAUAAAGCGUGCACACCGCCAUCUAUUGACAAGCGGCGGCAACGAUAAGCAGCCCGUUAAUAAACAGCGUAAUAAUAAACAAACAUCAGGUAGCAGCGCAGCUGCUGCAGGACAGCAGACAAAAACAACAAAACAGCAGCAGCAGCAGCAACAGCAGCGCAAUAAACGCAUAAUAAAUGCAAAUAAACAGUUCCAUAGCCAUAAAAGUGAUAAUCAAAAGCAAAGGCAAAAAAAGCAACAGCAACAUAGCAAGCGUGGCAACAGCGGCCACAAAGCGACCGACGGCAACAAAUCGGAGCUCUCCUCGCGCUGGUGCUCCAUCGAGGAGCAGCUAAAUGUGCUAGAUAAUCUCCUCCACUACGAUGAGCAGGCGGAGCUCUAUUUAGCACAACUCUACCACAAUUAUCAACAAGUCCGGCACUCGACUGUUGGGGACAGUGACUCGGAGAUUUCGGACAACUGGAGCUGGAGUGACUACGACCUGGACAUGUCACAGAACAACAGUGUCGACGACGAUGCGCUGUCCAGCACCAGCGGUGCGGGCAGCCACAGCACCAACAAUUCCAAUACUAUGCCACUGGUGCCGUCCUCUCUUAAGCGGCGCGGUCAUCAGCAUCAUCCACGUUUUGCGGGUACACGUCGUCCCAAUGUGCCCAAUGUCCAAGAAAUACUGGCAGCCCUCUAUCGCGGCGACUCCAAGGGUGUGCUGUCCAAUCUGCGCGGUGAGACGCCGCCGCAGCCAGAAGCAGACGUGGAGCCUGACCAGUCCGCCAAUGUGGUUAGCCGCAGUACACUCAGCCUGCCGCUGAGUGAAUCGGUGACAAACUCUUUGGGCAGCAACAGCCCAACACCGACCGAUGAGAGCAGCAUGCUGGACGAGACAAACGCAACGCCAGCAGCAACAAAUAGCGCAGCAGCCGAACAGGAGCCACUGGCUGCCACUGUCAAAAAGAAGAAGAAGCGCGACAAAGGCGACAAGGAGAAAACGGAGCGCAAAAAGAAAGCCUCAUCGUCCUCUGGUGGCAAACGUGAGCGGAGCAAACGCCAGAGCGGCAGCGGCGGCAUCAUGGACGUCAGCAGCGACAGCAUUGCCACAGAUCUCAGUGCGGGCGCCAUUGAUGAGGGCAUUGUGCUGAACACCGAGGAUGAGGAUACACAGGCGCAGGAAUGGUCCAAGCUGCGCUGCACCAGCGAAGCGGCUGAGAUUGUUGCCGAACGAGAGGCGCGUCGCAACAAGGGACGCUGCGCCGAUUAUCCGGGCCUGGCAUUCGGCCGUUCCAUCUUCAGCUCCGACACAAUGAUGAAGUUCAACAUCAUACGCAAUGAGCUGCACAACAUCAUGAAUACGCAGCUGAAGCGGGCCGAAUCUGAGGUCCUUGCAUUGAACCGUCGCAUUCAAUUGCUCGAAGAAGACUUGGAACGCUCUGAGGAGCGUCUGGGUUCCGCCACAGCCAAGCUGUCGGAAGCCUCUCAGGCCGCCGAUGAGAGCGAACGUGCUCGCAAGAUUCUUGAGAAUCGCGCCCUUGCCGAUGAAGAACGCAUGGACGCACUUGAGAAUCAGCUGAAGGAAGCGCGUUUCCUUGCUGAGGAGGCUGACAAGAAAUACGAUGAGGUUGCCCGUAAAUUGGCCAUGGUUGAAGCUGAUUUGGAGCGUGCCGAAGAACGUGCCGAACAGGGUGAAAACAAAAUUGUGGAGCUUGAGGAGGAGCUGCGCGUUGUCGGCAACAACUUGAAGUCCCUGGAGGUCUCUGAGGAGAAGGCUACACAAAAAGAGGAAACCUUUGAAACGCAAAUCAAAGUCUUGGAUCAUUCCUUGAAAGAGGCUGAGGCACGCGCUGAAUUCGCUGAACGUUCCGUUCAGAAAUUGCAGAAGGAAGUCGACAGGCUCGAAGACGACUUGUUGAACGAACGAGCCAAGAACAAACUGCUGCAGGAGGAAAUGGAAACCACUUUACAUGAUAUACAGAACAUGUAAACAAAUAAUUUGCUUAUGUAAAUUAACUAAACUGCCUGCUUUGACGUCAAUACAGAAAACUGGCGCUUUCCAUAUUAUAAUAAUAGAAACACACACACAAACACACACGCAACCACACACACACACACACAUACAGAGACAUUCUGAGACACACAGGACAACACCAAGUGUCUUCCAUGCAAAGAAAGAAAGAGUGAACGCCAAUUUUGAUAAACUCUAAAGGAAAACGUUAAUUAUUAUGCGGUAAACUCAAAGAAAAGCAGACAAGAAAGAAAAGAAAAAAUAUUACCAUUAAAAGAUACAAAAAAGAAAAAAAAAAAAAGACAGAAGAAAAAUGUUCUUUUGCAGCAAACGCAUUCCAAAUUUACACAUGUUUGCAUAGAUGCAUGCAUACUUUCAAGCAGUGCAAGCCUGUGUGUAUUACGCAUACACGCUUGCAUACUUUCAAGCAGUGCAAGCCGUUGACUGAGCGCUGUCCGCGCUGCGCUGUGAAUGGCACACGCUUGGUCGCUGUCAUUUGGAAUGGCAAAUAUGGCGGCACUUUUAACACUCGAUGCUUUAUACAAAACUGUUGCAAUAUUUUGUUUUAACAUUUUCUUUCUUUCUUUUUCUUUGCUUUUUCUGCCUAUACUUUUUUUUGGUUUGCAAAUUAGUUUACGUGUUAUUAUUUAUACAAUUCGUAUGUAAAGUAAAAAAGGAAAGAUUUGUAUUUUUGUCGCCAGCUUAACUACUGUAUUAAUUAUGCUAAUAUAUUUACAUUGUUUAUACAAUUUAAACAAAUCGUGUUUGCAGAAUGUUGUGUAAUAUUUGCUUAUUUAUAAGUUGCCACGCCUAUUAUUUAGAAACAAAUUCAAAGCAAAUGCAUAAACAAAUAAAAUCAAAUACAAACAAAGACGACAAAAAAAAAAAUAAUAAUUACCCGCACACAGCGCACAUCAUUCCACAUCUAAGCAUUCACAAUUAAACAGUUCUUAACAUCCUUCUAUUUAAAUAUGUAUUUGAAAUUAAAAAACGAAAACAAAAACAAAAACAAAAAGAAAUAUUAUUUGCCUCUUCGCUAAAUUCGGCUGAAAAUGUUUUCUUGCCCUGGUGAGAAAGUUAAAAGGCAAAUACGAGCGUAACAUUAAAUGUCAUUAUAACGAAUGAAAUGGAAAA